UUUAAAAAGAACAGUAAUCAUAAUACCCUAAAACCAUGAUAUUGAAAUCCGAGAUUAUCAUACCGUCAGAAUCUUAUGCCUAGCUGUCGAAGCAACCUCCUUUAUCCUGCAAAGAAAGCUUGAGCUUCAAUGUAUAUUUAUUAGUAUUUUAUUUUAAGGGCAUAUUUUUUUAAAAGUCACAGCUGAAGAGCAUUUAAAAACUCUCCCAGAUAAGAGACGGUUUGGGUCUGUGACUCUGUCAGAUCUGUUUGACAUCACUUGUUAGGCUAAUUAUGUGGUGUGUAAUAUUUUAGCGGUUAGCGUACAUCUGGUAAAGUUUGCUGACUGAAAACUGUCGUAUUCCCAGUAGUAGGCUGCACUGCGAGCGGAGAAAAGAAAUCAGAGUUCCCCUAAGUCUUCAUUCUUACUCAUUGACGACUCUUUUUGAGGAAUUUAAAAACUUUCUGUUGUUUAAAUGCUAGACCUUUUAUUGGUGUGGUUUUUCAGAGCGCUUCCCGUUAGGUUUGUGUUUCAUAUGAACUGGCUUUGCUAAAGUUAGAGCAUCAACAAGUAUUUAUUAUGAAACACAAAACUUGUUAGCUUAGCUUCGUCUUUCGGUGCUCGGCUUCAUAUCAGAAAACUUUCAGAUCAGAUUUUUGGAGAGAACUUUGAGAGCUUUGAGCUCAGAUCCUCCAGCAGUGCCCACUUCCUCUCCACCCCGCUCGGAGUUUAGUUUGUCUGCCGAUCCUCCUGUCCUCCGGGCCCUCUGGAACGCCGAUGAGUCAGUUUAGCCGUCUUUUUCUUUCUCUCUUUUCCUUUCUAUCGUGGUGUGUGUUCUUUUACCUCGCAAACAGGUUGCUUUUUUCGUCUAUUUUUUUUCCCUCUCUUCAUCUCACGGUGGCUGAACGUUCUCCAUCUGUGUGGUCUGGAGGCUGGUGCUGUUGACUGUUGCUAACCUGACACAGGUUGGACAGAAUGAGUCGAAGAAAAGUGAUCGAGAAGAUUGGUGUGGUCACCCAUCGCGUACAGGAUCAUCUGCACCUGUGAGAUCUUCUAAAGGAAGUACAGGACGACGCAUUUCACAAGCAACGCACAUAGAGCGAGUAAACUUUUGUGGAGAAAGAAAUGGAAUGAUUCCCAGGCCAGAAUGGAUGUGGAAUAAAGGAUACCUCGGAGGGCUCCUCAGGGAAGGGUCUUUGGAUACUCUGCCAGCUUUGAUAACCGCCUCCCUGUUGGAUUUGAGUGAGAUAAUGCUAUAACCCAAUGCUUAACAGAGAUAUGGUGCGGAAAAAGAACCCCCCUUUGAGAAGUGUCGGCGGUGAAGAAGAGGAGGCUGAAGCGGUGCUGGCCGGAGCCACGGAUCCAGAGAGCGCCACCACGGGGAGCCAAAACUCAGAGGCCGACCGUGAGGACCAGGAGGAGCCGGCGUCCCCUGGCCCUAACAAACCUGACCUUCAUUACUCCGGCCAAAACUCCAGCCGAGAGGGCACCGACACCGAACCGCUGGCCUCGCCAACCAACUCUGAUCCUGAAGGUGAAGAAGACUGUCUUAAAAUCUCCACCCGGGCCAGCGGUGUCAUCGUACAAAGCUGCACCAGUAACGGAGAAGAAAGGGACGUCACAGGAAGCCCUCCAUCAUUGCUUAGCUCUGACAGUCCUGUUGACGAAACCCUGGAUAUCUCUAAAGUUCCUCCAGUCACGCUUCACCCACAGCGGCCCGUCGGAGGAGCUGAAAACGCCCACAGUCCUCUAGGAGGUGAAACCGGGGCGCCUCCAGCCUCCUCUCCCAAACUGCAAGACUUUAAGUGCAACAUUUGUGGAUACGGUUAUUACGGCAACGACCCCACGGAUCUGAUCAAACACUUUCGUAAGUACCACCUAGGCCUGCAUAACCGGACGCGGCAGGACGCAGAGCUGGACAAUAAGAUUCUGGCGCUUCACAAUAUGGUGCAGUUCACAGCCCAGACGCAGGCCAAAGAGUCAGCGCGUGUCCUGGGGCAGCCGGUGCAGAGCGGGUCUGUGGUCGAGGCUGGGUCACCCAGAGCUUCAGUGCUCAACGGCACCUACGAUGUACAGGUAACGCUCGCCGGCACCUUCAUCGGGAUCGGGAGGAAAACCCAAGACUGUCAAGGAAACACAAAGUACUUCCGCUGCAAGUUCUGCAACUUCACCUACAUGGGGAGCUCUUCAGUGGAUCUGGAGCAGCAUUUCCUGGCCACACAUCCUAAUAAGAUGAAAAGUCCACCUGCGUCCAACUCAAACCUGGACGAGAAGUCUUCGAGUGAGCGCAAAGGGAACUGUGUACCUCGCAUUGGUGCGGAUGAGCACGGAAAGUGGGCCGAUCGGGUGGCAGUGAGAUCUGAAGAUGACUCUGUGGCUGGAUACUCUGUGCCAAUCAGAUCGUCUGAUUCUCCAAGCCACACUGUAGGAGGAGACAGCCCUUCUGCCUAUUACUGGUGCAAAUACUGCAGCUUUAGUUGUGAAGCCUCUGGUGCAUCAAAACUCCUGGAGCACUAUGAGAAGCGACACGGUCACGGUGUCGUCCGGGAGGGAAGUCCAGGAGAUCGGAAGACGCGAGAUGGAGAUGCUCAUUUACGAAAGAAAGAGAAGACAAGCGAACAGGAAACUGUUGUAACCAGUUACAACUGCCAGUUUUGUGACUUCCGGUACUCCAUGACACACGGACCGGAGGUUAUCAUCGUGGCUCCGCUUUUGCAUCACUACCAGCGGGCUCACAGCAUUCAUAAAUGCACCAUUAAACAUUGCCCGUUCUGCCCGCGUGGGCUGUGCACACCUGAGAAGCACCUGGGCGAGAUCUCCUAUCCCUUCGCCUGCCGGAAAAGCUCCUGUUCGCAUUGUGCUCUGCUUCUGCUGACGGGUGGAGGAAACGCGGCUCCGUCUCCGCCCGCGGCUCGAGCCUCCGUCACUCAUCUGUGCGACCAGUGCUCGUUCACCGCCACUGAUAUUGACCUGCUGCUCUUGCACUACGACAGCGCACACACCUCGCACAGCCUGCUGGAGGUCAAGCCGGAGGAGGAGGGGUCGGGGGAUGGAGGGGCGGGGCCUGGACAGGACCAUCCCGGAGAAUACGCCUGCACCAAGUGCCAUUUCUGUACUGAAGUGGAGGAGGAGAUCUUUCGUCACUACAGGAGAGUUCACGGCUGCUGUCGAUGUCGGCAUUGCAGUUUCACAGCCACGGACACCACAGCCCUGCUGGACCACUUCAACUCUGCGCACUGCCAGGACCCGGCGGACCCAUCCUGCGCUCCGGCCAACGGCUGCUCGGCCCCGUCCACCCUGCGCAUCAAAGAGGAGAGCAAAGGAGACCUGAAGCUCUACAGCCUGGUGCCUCCAGAGCCGCUGCCCGGAGCCGAGAUGGUGAAGAGCGAAGCCCAGGAUGAGGAGAAGAAGAGCUGGGUUGAGGCGCUGGCUGGAGGAGCCGUGCGGGCCGGAGAACAGCACGUGCAGAGCUUGGUUUGGGUGCCUAAAGAACGGGCCGGGGAGAUCCUGAGAGGAAGCCCAGCGCCGUUUCCUCAAGCCUCGCUAGGUCUGCUGAAUGCAGUGGCCGGAGGAGGGAAAGAGCCGCAGACGCAGAAGGGGGCGACCAUGCUGAGAGACUCAACAGGACUGAUGUUCAGCCUCAGCGCUGAUGCGAAAGGUUACCUGUCCGGGACGCCAGCAGGUGCUGUGGAGAAAGGAGGACAGCAGUACCCGAGCGCUACUGAGGGGAAGAGUGCCAAGGAAGAGUCGCAGUCUCUUCUACGGAGACGGCGGGGCUCGGGGGUCUUCUGCGCCAACUGUCUGACCACCAAGACCUCGCUGUGGAGGAAAAAUGCCAACGGCGGCUACGUGUGCAACGCGUGUGGCCUCUAUCAGAAGCUGCACUCGACCCCCAGACCGCUGAACAUAAUCAAGCAAAACAACGGUGAGCAGAUCAUCCGUCGACGGACACGAAAGCGCCUGAACCCCGACCCCAUGCCAUCAGAGCAGGUGGGCUCCAAACAGCAGCGGGUCAACAGCGAGGAACGUCUGAACGGGAGUCCCUUAGAAAGGAGGACAGAAGACAACGGAUCCGACGGAUCUCUAUCACGAGCAGAGGCCCAAGUCAAAUACGAGGCUUACGGCCCCUCUGGAACCAAAAGUCACCCCAGUCCCCGUUCCACACACGCUUUCCUCGUCAACCAGACGCUGGAGAUCCACAAGCGUAUGCCUCCGCUGCAUAUGCACAAGAGUCCAGUGGACGGAGGAUCCGCCGAGGGGAACGGGCUCAGUUUAGGACCCCAAGGCGCAGAUGGGAAAGGUGGAUCAGAAAGAGGCAGUCCAAUCGAGAAGUACAUGCGUCCAUCAAAACAAGCUAGCUACUCUCCGCCUGGAAGCCCCAUCGAGAAAUACCAGUAUCCCAUCUUCAGCCUGCCGUUUCUCCAUAACGACCUGCAAAACGAAACAGACUGGCUGCGCUUCUGGACUAAAUAUAAGAUGUCUGUUCCGGGAAACGCAGCAGGUCACUAUUUGAGUGCUGGACUUCCUAAUCCGUGCCAAAGCUUCGUGCCUUAUCCUGCCUUCAGUUUACCGCCUCACUUUCCACCUCCGACAGCUUCUGGACCCGAAAGCGAUACUCCUCUUGACCUGGCCAUGAAACAUUCCAAACCAAGUCCGACGUCCAACGGAGCGCUCAGUGCUAAGGAGAAACUAGCGUCCCCUGCUUCUGACCGAAUGGAUGACCCUGAAGAGGAACGCUCAACCCCGAAGUCGUCUUCUCAAUCGGAGAAAGUUGAUCAAGCCACGCAAGACGAUCUCUCCAGUAAAUGCGUCCAUUGUGGGAUUGUCUUCCUGGACGAGGUCUUGUACGCCCUGCAUAUGAGCUGCCACGGAGACGGCGGGCCCUUCCAGUGCAGCAUCUGCCUGCACGCGUGCUCCGAUAAAUACGAUUUCACCACGCACAUCCAGCGAGGCCUGCACCGGGCGGCUCCCGAACCCAACCCUUCUAACCAAUGAGCUUUUUACGUGCCAAGAUGGUGCCUAAUGCAAGAAACUUAGCAUAGCAUUUUGUCUGUGGGAGCUCACACACUUUUAACAGCUUUUUUUUUUUGGUGACAUCGGUACAUGUAGCUAUUUAGAUAUAUUUUUGUUAGUGAGGCAGUUCAGCAAGGCAAGGUACUCAUCUUCCUCUUGGUCUCCGUGUGUUUAUUGGCGGAUCUAUGGAAAGUUCUCUUGGCGAACAUGAGGAUGUGUUUCUGCUUCGGUGUAGGAAACGUGGCAGCCGUUCGUCUGUCACUAUGGCAACAGUAUGACUGUCGUCCUCAAACAAACAUCCGGCAUCCUCAGGGAAUGUGUUUGGCUGAUUUACGUUGACUGUCUCUCGUUAACAUCAUACUAAAUGUCUUUUGUUACUGUUUGGGUUUGGUAGAUUCACAGUUAAGGAACUCACAGAAUUCCAUCAAAACUUUUAAGCUGCUGCCUUAGUUGCUGGGAUGCAAUUCUUGUUACUCUAUAACUAAAUUUGGGAAGGAUUACACACACACACACACACACACACACACACGCACACACAUGAAAAAAAACAAACUAUUUUUUUUCUAGGUUGUUAAUAGUGAAAUCACAUGAUCAGUGCCUGAUAUAUUGUACAAAGUAUUUUCUACAUGAGAUGUUGAUAUGCAACAUUGAACUCGCGUCUGAAUGAGGGCCCGGAGUUUGGCUCUGACAAACGUUUACAUUUGCCAAUGUAGCAAACGACGUAAUGAAGCAACACCUGAACUUUCUGUUCUUUUUGUCAUGAAACAGUAAAACCAUUCAAUUUCCUUUCCUCCAAAGGUGGAAUAUUAUAAACAAACAUACUAUCUUUUUAUUGUAAUCUUUGGCCACAAAAAGGGCACUACACUACCUGACAAAAGUCUUGUGGUUGAUUCCGGUUGGAAGAGCAACAAGUAAUAACUUGAAUUCUAGUUGAUCAAUUGGAAAAGUGGCAGAAGGUCGAAUUUUCCAUGUUGAGCUGCUUCCCAAACAUCACAAAUACUACAGAAGACCUACUGGAAACAGCAUGGACUCAAGUUUCUCAUAGAAAUCAGUCAAAUUUGGUGAAAGAAAAAUCAUGGUUUGGGGUCACAUUCAGUAUGGGGGCGU
Danio rerio (zebrafish) is the source of this 6099-nucleotide messenger RNA. NCBI's taxonomy places the organism in Eukaryota, Metazoa, Chordata, Actinopteri, Cypriniformes, Danionidae. The record is from RefSeq and is a predicted model, not a curated record.